Marchantia polymorpha subsp. ruderalis is the source of this 3069-nucleotide messenger RNA. Lineage: Eukaryota; Viridiplantae; Streptophyta; Marchantiopsida; Marchantiales; Marchantiaceae. The record is from the annotation of a GenBank genome assembly.
AAUCAACGAUGUUGCUAACACACCUCAGUCCGGGCUCCGGGCAAGAGCGCAUCUUUGGUACAUAGGGCUAAGGAACUGAAGAGAUCACAGCUUCGUGAUGCCGCAUGCCAAAUCCUUGAGUGAAGGCUCGAAAAGUCGCAUUGAGUCGAUAUGUGUGCCAAGGGUGUUGCGGACCAGAACCAGAAGCUGGGGAUGAUGGGCCAUGUAAGCAAGUCAGGAACAAACCUCGCGGGGCAGCCAUCUACACGUUGGACCAUCGCUGUUGGUGCAAGCAGCGAUCGUUGAUUUCGAGUCUACUCUUAACUGCAUUACUGGGAGUUGAAGUUCUGGACAUGCACCUGAUGUCCACCUCGAGGUGCUAUGAGAGAGAUAGCGGUAGGCAGCCAAAAGAUUCCACCACAAUCACGUCUGAAGAACUGAACGAGGAGGUAGCCAGCUCGGUUUUAUUCGGGUCGAAGAUCGCUCAUGUCGUGUGGGGAAUACCUUCGGAGGGACAACAUGAUCGACGGGGAGGGGUGGUAGUGAUAUAGAGCUGCGUGGCUUCACGAGAAUCUUGAUCUGAGUCCUGCCAUCUUAUUCAUCAUGGGCAGAGAGGGUGUUGGUCUGCUGUUCGCUCUGUGGAUCGCAUCCGGAGCAACGCAAUUUGUCGUUCACGCCGUCACUUCGUCGUUCAGCGUCCAAGAGGGCAGCUUCUCAUGUGGAUCAACAGGGAAUAUGUUGUGCAGCAGGGACGCCUCGACUACCGCAGAGGGAGUAUUGCUGCUCACACCCCGUGAGCCUUACAAACAGAUCAAUUCUAAUAUUUUUGAGGCGACGGUCGGCAUGGCUCUUUACAAAGAGCCUAUACAGCUGCUGAAUACAACAAGCAGCCAUUCUGCUUCUUUCAAUAUCUCUUUCAGCAUCAGUAUGAAUGCGGUCACCACCAUACCAGGCGAUGGCAUGGCUUUUGUAAUGUGUUCACAAUCGGACUUCGUGGGAGCUCCGGGACGUACUCUCGGUGCUUUCAGCAAGAACCAACUCGAGAUGGGCAUAAAUGUUUUGGCUGUGGAAUUUGACACCUACCAGAACAAUCUAGACUCGGAUUUCGAAGCUGAUGCGGACAAUAACCACGUCGGUAUAGACAUCAACUCGAUCAACUCGAAGAAGGCGGAUUAUGUUUGGAGCUUCCGCCUCGUAGAGAGUGGGAGGUUGUACGCGUGGGUGGAUUACGACUCUACCACUUCGACAUUGGAAAUGAGAAUAAGCCAGACGAGUGAGAAGCCCGCAAAACCUAAGCUUUCGUACAGCACGGACCUGAGAACGGUGUUCCAUAAAGAGCAAGUUUGGGUGGGGUUUUCAGCGGCGAAUGGGAAUUCCACUUCUUACAGCUACAGCGCGGCGUAUGAUCUGACUGUAAAAAGCUCAUUUCCCAUCGAGGCAGAAGGCAUGCAUGAUGACAAUAUUGAUGCAAUGCAGUGGGUUUAUAGCUCGGAGGGCUCAAAACUCUACGAGAAGGCUAUCGCAGGAGUUUCAGUAGGGGUCGCAGCCGCAGUGCUCGGUGCUUAUGUCGUGAGUCGGAGCUACUGGCUCCGAAAAAGGAGAAACAUGUCGUACAACAGCAGCAAACGGGGAGGCGGUAGUGACGCAGUCGAUCGGGACCUGGAGUCUAUUAUUACAGGACUGUCGUUCACGGCCACGGAUACGAGGAUCCAAGUGUUCAAGUACAAGGAUCUGAGCGCUGCAACGAACAAUUUCGACGACGAUUUGAAGCUCGGGACGGGGGGGUUCGGGAGUGUGUACCGUGGCCGGAUUCCGGGCACGGAUCGGGAUGUUGCUGUGAAGAGGAUGGACAACACGUCGCCGCAGGGGUCCAGGCAGUUUCUGGCUGAGGUUUACACCGUCAGCCAGCUCCGGCACCGGAACAUUGUCCAGCUACGGGGAUGGUGCUCGGAUGGGCCCGAGUCAUCCAAAUACCUGCUGGUGUACGAGCUCAUGCCCAAAGGCAGUCUCGACAAUUACCUGUACUCGCAAGUAUCGGACGUGGUGCUGUCAUGGGAGGGCAGGUUCAAAAUUCUGGAAGGACUGGCGGCUGCUCUCCACUAUAUGCACGAGGGUUGGCGACAUCAAGUGAUCCAUCGGGACGUGAAGACCAGCAAUAUCAUGCUUGACGACGACUUCCAGGCAGUGCUGGGAGACUUCGGGCUCGCUCGAGCAUCGCGCCACUCGAAGGAUCCCCCCACCACGUCUGUGGCUGGAACGCACGGCUACAUUGCCCCGGAAGCAUUGCUAACAGGCAAGUACACAGUCAAGACGGAUGUGUUCGCCUACGGAGCUGUGGCUUUGGAGAUCGUGUGCGGCAGGAAGAUUUACGACUUGGGCUGUCCCACUGAUGAGAUCGUGCUCCUGGAUUGGGUUUGGGAGAAGCUGAGCGAAGAUAAGCUUCUCAGUGUUGUGGACCCGAGACUGGUGGACACAUGUGAUAUGGACGAAGUGGAGGGCAUUCUUCUUUUGGGUCUCUUGUGUUCACAUCCGGUAGCUGAUGACCGUCCUGUCAUGAGCGAAGUUCUGGGGAUCUUGGCGGGCACCGUAGUACUGCCUCCGAUCCCGAAAUCUAAACCAGUAUUUGAUAGCAAUGUAGAGUUACAUCGAAGUCCCCAUGUGAAUGGAGCAGUCGCCCAAGUCGGAAUACCUACGGGUUCAGAACCUUGGUGUACACAGCUCUUCAAAUCCGGUAAAAGUAUACGAGAUGCUCGAGCGAAACUGCAAAGAAUGUGACGAUGCACCUCUUUUCGACACAAUAAUUCGUAAAUUUCAUGCAUACAGUUAAUUAGUUGGUGAUUCUGAGAAAGGACUCAAGUCCCUUGUCUGAGCCCCAAUGUACAAAGGGUUUAACCCUUCGACCCAGUAAGUUCAUUUUUCUGAAAUUCACUCGGUGAUGUACAGACUUGUUAUAUCUCACUCAGAUUAUCUUUACGGACAAGAUUAAAUUUUGCAGUUUUACCUUGUUGACUGCCAGACAAGACAGAUAAGAGAAAGGAUUGCAAAUGUUUUUCUGCUUUGUACGGGAAGCUAAUGCAAUUCAAAAUCAGG